AAUGGGGGAUUGUGGGUAACGGGAUCUCGUCAACUUUGUUUACAUUCGGACCGUAACCCAGUUGUGCAUCAGGUUCAGCGUGAAAUUCGUCCAAAAAACAUCAUUUUAGAUGGUAUGAGCAGUAUGGAUGAGUCGGAGCCACAGAGUUCUAAUCAAGAAUGGGAUGAACCCAUGUCACCACCACCUCAUGACCCAGGCUCAAAUGACGGCCCAGCAAGCCCUGACCCUAUGAGCCCAGACAAUGAUGGGUUUGAUGAUCAGUCUAGAGGUUAUGAUGACUGUAUGAGCGCCAAUAAUCCAAGAACUCCAGAUGAUCCUAUGAGUCCAGAUGAUUUUGGUGGUGAAGAGCCAAUGAGUCCAGAUAAUUCAGCCAGUCCUGUCAACCCCAGAUCACCUGAUGAUUUUGCUAAUUUUGAUGGCCCAAGAUCCCCAGAUGACAUUGGCAGCCAAGAUGGUCCUAGAUCACCUGACUAUCCUUCGAGUGCAGGCCGUCCGAGGUCUCCAAGCUAUGUAGCCAGUGGUGAUGGCCCAAGGUCACCCGAUGCAAUCACAAGUCCUGAUGGCCCAAGGUCGCUAGAUGACUUUGAGAGCCAAGGUGGCCCAAGAUCGCCACCAUAUGGGCCUGCGAGCCCUGAUGGCCCUCAGUCACCAGAUGAACUUGGUGGUUUUGAUGGGCCAAGGCCAUAUGGUUAUCCUGAUGGCCCAUUGUCUCCAGAUAAUGCAGUGAGUCGGGAACCACCAAGGUCACCUGAUGAUUUUGGUAGUGUUGGCGGGCCAAGAUCACCUGAAGACCCUGUUAGUCUGCAAGACUCUGCAAGUAUUGAUGGUUCUGAACUCUUGAUGGUCAGAGCAGUUUGGGUGGUCCAAGGACCCCAGAGUAUCCAGCCAGUCCAUGUUGAUCUUUGGCUUCAACCUGAAUCCCAAAGCAUGAGGAGCCCUGCACCCUCAAACCCUAGAUCUCCAGCAGGCUCUGGGGAACAGAUCAAGAAUGAUCAAGACGAUCGUCUGUCAGAAAUAUCAGAAGGAGAUUCUGCUUUGAAUGGUGAGCUGGGUAAUGAAGAUGAGCAAAAGGAUGAACAGGAAGCACAGGGAGCUACCAAAUCAAAGCGACGGAGUGAUGAAAGCCUUGGUUUGAGGGAUGAACUGGACUUUGAGGCUGAAAGAGAGAGUGGGGAAGAGGAUGGAGAAGAAGGAGAGGAAGGUGAAGAAGGAGAGGCUCCCAAAAAGAAACGUGAAAUAGAAAAUAGGGAGGAAGGAGAACUGAGUGAUGAAGAGGAUGAUGACUCAUUGUUGAGGCAGGAACCAAAAACAGUUUGUAGAUUUUUCAACAAGGGUCAGUGUACAUGGGGAACAAAUUGUCGAUUCUUACAUCCAGGUGUAUCUGACAAAGGCAAUUAUAAUAUGUUUGCACCUUCCAAACCCCAGGCCAAUACAGACAAGGAAGAGGAAACAACUGAGAGAGAAAGGCCCAGAGAAGUUAGGCGAUUCAUCCCUGAGCCUUCACCUUUUGAAUCUGCUUGGGAACGAGGACUUCGUUAUGCUAAGGAGAUGAUGAAGCGAGCUAACAAACGAAAAGAAACUGAUGCUGACUUUGAAGAGAAGCGUUUCAACCUAAGUUUAGGUCAGGCAGAGUUAGACAGAGAAAAUGACUAUUAUACUCGACCAGCAUCACCUGUCUAUAAACAGCCAGAUGAAAUAACUGAUCAGUACCUGGAUCCCUAUGAAAAACAAGCUAUCAGACAUUUCCGUGGCGGUCAUUUUGAAAACUUUGAGGUUCGUUAUCAUGUUGACCCAAGGUACAGCAUGAGGGAAGGAGGUCACGACAGAUCUCGGAGGGAAAAAUAUGAACGUGAAGUAUCUGAGAGAACUAGUAGACGAUCAAGACACGCUCCUCCUGGCGAAGAAAGGUACGUUAGAAGUCGAAUAUGGCAGGAUGACAGGUACAUGGAAGUCCUUUCAACGGGAGGAGGCACCCGAGGUGAGGCGGAAGCCUGGGCUGAUCCCUGGGCAAGAAGAAAGACCCCACCCCGUUCAAGUCGGAAAAAGAAAACAUCCAGAACAAGAAGUUACUCCACUGGUUCAUCCUCUCAUUCAUCCUCCAGAACAUCUCGCUCCUCAUCCUACUCGAGCAGAAGUAGAACCAGAAGUGAAAGUAGAAGCUCCAGAAGCAGCAUGGGGAGUCGUAGCAGUAGGUCACGUUCUUCUUCACAUUCACCCUCCCCAGGGCGACGACGAGGCAAUCACCAUAAAUCUGGCAUACGUUCUUUGUCCAUGAAAGGAAGACCUCCUCCACCUACUGGAUCUCAUACCCGACCUCCGAUACCCCGCAGACCAGUUGAACCCAGAGACCCAAGGAUGCUCAAUAUACCCAGAAGACCAGAAUCAAAUGCAAACAAGUUGGAGGACAAAGAAAGGAUGCUUAAUAUUCCACGGAGACCUGAGCCAAAAUCUAGCAAGAUGGAUGCUAUUGAGAGGAUUCUUAACAUUCCUCGGAGACCUGAAACAAAAGGAAACAAGAUGGAUGCUAAAGAGAGGGUUCUUAACAUUCCUCGGAGACCUGAAACAAAAGGAAACAAGAUGGAUGCUAAAGAGAG
Molecule: messenger RNA, 2594 nt
Organism: Macrobrachium nipponense
Lineage: Eukaryota; Metazoa; Arthropoda; Malacostraca; Decapoda; Palaemonidae
Product: zinc finger CCCH domain-containing protein 18-like
Cellular component (GO): precatalytic spliceosome
Molecular function (GO): metal ion binding; RNA binding
Source: RefSeq, a predicted model, not a curated record